UUCCAUCGUGGCGCAGGCGAAUUACGCACAUUUGCGCUGAAAAAUACAGCGCAGAGAGAAAGUUGUCGACAAAACGCGAGUUUCUGGAAAAACCUGUCAGAACCAGAGUUUUGGAGGUUUCUGGUUGGGUUCGGGGAGUUUGUGAAGUUGUUUUUUCUUCGUUUUCGCCUGAUUUCUCGGCGGUUUGCUCUUUGCGGAGGAUCUCAGGAGGAGCUCUUUUAUAAAAUCAGAUUUUGGUGCCUGGCACACACCUCAGAUGUUUAGCCAACUUCUCAGGCGGCCACAACAGCUCCAACUCGUGCUUUUUUUUUGUGUUUCUGCUCAAGCUUUAAUCCGGAUAAUUUCAUAUUAUUCUAGAUGAAUUACAGCUAUCGGGGUGUCUCCUGCGCAGGUUUGAGCAGCUAAUCUGUAAACUUCCAUCUAGAGCUGCAGGAUUUUAAUGGAACUUGUCCAACUUCUGUUCUCUAACUUGGUUCUGUGUUAAAACCAGCUGGGCUGCAUUGUGCAGCACACUUGCUGCAACCUGCUGCCAAACGCAUCAUGGUGACAGCUUGUCUCCGAAGCCUGCCCCAUCAUUAAAUUCAAGCCUGCACAAACACGAAACCUGACACAGAUGUUUGGUUUCUCCUGCUGUUUAUUUGUUGGUUUUGCACGUCCAGCCUUGUGUGUCAGAAAUGUUGUGGAGCUUCGAGAGAUUCCUGAGUCACAUUCUGCUCUGGCCAGAUUCCUGGCAUGGUGGUGGAUAAUGGUGGGUCACAGGAGGGUCGGAGAGCCACAAACCAGCAAAGGAAUCCAGGAGUGAUGAUAUAGCUGGAAUACAAUCUGUAGUUUAGAGGAUGUCUGUUGUGUAAACUCCUUUUAAAAGGACAGUUAUCAUGUGAGCAGACUGCAUCUCUGACUAACCAGUCAUGCAUGGAACAUUGGCUGGAGGCUUAUCUGAGAAGGGUGAGACUCAUCAGCAUCCCAUUCAUAGCUUUCUUGUGAUUCCUCCUUAUUUCACAACAGCUUGUAUUUUACUCUUGAAUGGAUGAAGAGCGCGUUUGGGUAAAGGCCUCUGUGCACCUGCAGGUUUAAAACCAUGAAACAUCAUUUAGAUUCAACACACAACCUCCCCCAUGCUUUUGCACACUAAACCUGGAUGUGAAUGUAGGAAUGUCAACGGGACAUUGCGGUCUGGAGUUCAUGGUUAGGCCGUGUAAACAUCACAUCGGAUAUUACUCGUGUCUUUAAGGUGAAGCAAUUUGCAAAAUUCAUGUAAUCCCGAUCUCUUUGGUCAAUAUUGAAAUGAUUAUUAUUGUUUACAUGACCACUCAGAGUUGAGAAACACUAUCCAGAAAGACCAGGGAAGGAAAAAUAGUCUUCUACACCUACGCUCAUCGCCAUCACACACUGAUGGGGGUGAGCUACAUUAUAGCCACAGCUGCCGUGUCCAAAUAUCAUCGAUAAUAAUGCUUAAGACUCCCAAUCCUGGUGUUUUCUGUCCCCCACACCUCCGACUAACUUCUGCUUCCUGAAAGAGGAGCGCCAGAGCUUUUGUGACAACAGAGAACAACAAUCCAGACGUUUGCACUAGAGACCACUGCAGAUGAAAAUAAUGAUACCAAUUGUGGCUGAUUCAGAUUUUUCUCCGAAGCCUUUACUUAGCCCUCCCACAGUUGGUAGAUGGUACCCCAGGCGUUUGUUUUUUGAUUUUUCAUUACUUUUCUUCUUUUUCUUCACUUCAGAUCAUAGGUCAACAGAUAUUGGUUUUUCUAUUGCUGAUAUCGAUGCCGAUAAGUCGGUGACACGGUCGGCCGAUGACCGACACGUGCUGCCGAUUUUCAUGGACUACAGUAAAUCUAGACGUUAUUUUCAUGCUAAAAUGUCAUUAAUAAAAGUUGAUGCUCAUAAAUAUUAAAGUUGAAUCCGCUAAUAUUGGUCUCCUUCUAAUCCAGAUGUGGCGAGUCCUCCUGAGAACAUUUCCAGGGUCUUGGUCUAAAAUUUGCCCCUUGCAGUCCCGGUGGGGUCCGCUAGAGCCCGCGUGUUGUUCCAGCAAACCCUCUGCUCAGAGUUUCGGCUGAAAUGUGGUGUUUGUCAUUCAUUUUAUUUCUACCCACCCACAUUCCUAAGGUGUUUGUUUGAGUUUUGAGGAGUGAGCACUAGGGAUGCAACAAUACCACUUUUUUCCAAACCGAUACUUGGAUCUGAGUACUCGCCGAUACCGAUUACCGAUACAGAUACGUCUACCACACAAAAAAAUGCAAUGAAUUGGAAUACAGGAUUUAUUUUCUUCUGUUUUCAAUAGGAAAAGACUGUGAGGUAGAUAAAAAGUAAUAUAAGUGAUCACAAAACUAUAAUAUUAGGUGAACAGAAAUGACAAGUUACAGUGAAGUCACUUUCAAGCAACUGCAUUGGUAUCAUUUACUGGUAUCUGUUAACUUUUAUCGAUACCGAUACUGGUAGCAGUAUCGGCACCGAUACCAGUAUCGCAUUGGUGCAUCCCUAGUGAGCACCACCUCACCCCCACCAUGUGGACCCCAAGGGAUAAACCAUCAACCCUCCCCUGUCCUGUCCUGGAGGACUCGACAGAACACAUUUUGUAAAAAUAUUAACUUUUAAAUUAUGAUUCUGGAAGUGAAACCUUUCCACAAAUUAGGAGUUAACAUGUUAAAUGUAUGUUGUAAUAACAUGAAAUGUUCCUGUUUAAUUAACAUGUAUUCAACAUGUUGGCAUUACAUAAAGAAGUUCCAUCCAUCCAUCUUCUGAACUCGCUUUGUCCACGCAGGGUCGCGGGGGGGUGGGGUGGCUGUUGCCUAUCUCCAGAGGUCAACGGGCAAUCAGGCGGGGAACACCCUGGACAGAGAGUCAGUCCAUUGCAGGGAAACAUAAAGAAGUUAUAAAAUCAAAACGUAAUCUAAUUUCAUGCAACCAAUGUACAUGAUUCAAUUAUGUAAAUCCAACAGAUCUUUUUUUCAGUGUAGGAUCAAUGAGUUCAUGGAUUUGAAAAAACAUCUAAUUAAAGCCUUCUUUUCUGAUUGGUAAUGUGUGUUUAAGGAAUAGAAUAAAAAAAUCUUUCCAGGCAAAUUUACACAGGUAUCACAGAUUAAGCUGGUGAUGUUGGCAUACUCUGGUUUCGCAGUGUUUUCCCCUCAUUCUGCACCCUUUUUAAACGCCGCCUCAAAACAGACAAGUUUAGCCUUCAACUGGGGUGGAAGUGUGUGUUGUUUGAAAGGCUCCACUAGUUAAGAGCACGACUGCAAAACAAAACUGUGGUAGUUUUUUAAUGAUCAUGUGACUGUUUGGAGUUAAAUGUAAUCACCGCUCCAGUUUCAUUUUAAUAAUAAGGUUUUCUGUUUUCUCCAAAGCGCCGCACAGACCACAUGUACGUUUGUGUUUGAUCACACUCAGCCUGAAGGGAAAGAGAACAAUAACGGCCAAAAACAAACGAUGGAUCAGAUUUCCCUUAAUCGCACCUUCCUCACUCGGCCGAGACAAAGACUGAGAGGUCAGGGGAAGGAAACGAGGGAGGAACUGAGGAAGGCGACACAGAGGAAGUAAAUGAACUCUUCCACUGAAAAUCAGGAGAAAGUUGAGUUGUUGCAGAAGAACCUGAACAAAAGCGUGCAGAGACACACCCUGAUGUAUGCUAAAGGUGAAGAUUAUCUUUAAUCCGUCGUCGUCUUCCUCCGCUUAUCCGGGUCCGGGUCGCGGGGGCAGCAUCCCAACUAGGGAGCUCCAGACCGUCCUCUCCCCGGCCUUGUCCACCAGCUCCUCCGGCAGGACCCCAAGGCGUUCCCGGACCAGAUUGGAGAUGUAACUUCUCCAACGUGUCCUGGGUCGACCCGGGGGCCUCCUGCCGGCAGGACAUGCCCGAAACACCUCCCCAGGGAGGCGUCCAGGAGGCAUCCUGACCAGAUGCCCAAACCACCUCAACUGACUCCUUUCGAUCCGGAGGAGCAGCGGUUCUACUCCGAGUCCCUCCCGAAUGUCCGAGCUCCUCACCCUAUCUCUAAGGCUGAGCCCGGCCACCCUACGGAGGAAACUCAUUUGGGCCGCUUGUAUCCGCGAUCUCGUUCUUUCGGUCAUUACCCAAAGCUCAUGACCAUAGGUGAGGAUUGGGACGUAGAUCGACCGGUAAAUCAAGAGCCUGGCUUUCUGGCUCAGCUCCCUCUUCACCACGACAGAUCGGCUCAGCGUCCGCAUCACUGCAGACGCCGAACCCAUCCGCCUGUCGAUCUCCCGAUCCCUCCUACCCUCACUCGUGAACAAGACCCCGAGAUACUUAAACUCCUCCAUCUUUAAUCCGUAAAGGUUGAAUAUGGAACAAUUUAACAAAAAGCUAUAUUUAAAAAAAAUGAUACCUCAACAGGGCGUUUAGAGGUGUGCAGAAAGAAGCUACAGUAUUUCCUUUAAACACUAUAUCUUAAUGAAAUAAAAGAAUGCUAUAUUUAUUUUAGCGGGCACGACACUGGGUUUAUGUUACAUCUACUAGCCAGUAGAGGGUGCCACUGCGGGUUGCCUAGUAACAGUCCACAGCGAGGCUGGCCCUGUGGAAAAUGGCAGACUUAGCAAGUCGAGCAGCUGCUGAGCCCAGGAUUUGUUGUCCUUCCCAGAAGAGGAGCGACCAUAAAAGAUCUAAAACCAGAGUUGAGGAGAAGCCGACAACAGACGGACCCAAAUAAAACAUUUCACGUAUCGGCAGCGAGCCUGGACAGCUGGGAGCCUUGUUCUAUUGCUGCAACUAAAUGUUCCUGUUCCAUAUUCAACCUUUAAAUCUCGUUGGUUUUCUUUGGAAUAGUCCUUCGUUCGGUUUGUACCGAUAAGAUUUCCCCAUCUUGUGAUUUUCAGCUCGACUUCAUGAGGUAGUGACUUGUAGAACCAGAGGAGACGGUGAUCUAAUUGCUGGGACGGGGAUAAAUAUGAGGUUUUCCAUGAAGCGUUUGGAGAAAGCAGCAUACAGGAAGCAGCCAGGAAAAGAGGAAAGCACAGCAGAGCUGACCACAAGCUGUCAGUCUGCUUUUGAACUCGUAGAUGAUUGAUGUCUGUGUGUAAUCGCAGUUUCCUCCAACUGCUUUCUUCUUCAUUCAGAAAAAAACCCAAAAUAAAAACAGGAGAAACCACCAGAAACGUGGAGAGAAGCAAACUGGCUGUUCCUGUGUGGGACACGCAGGAAAUAAGAGAAGGAAAGUUGUUGUCGGACCUAAAGAGAAUGAAAAAAGUCCGUUUGUGGCGAAUCAAGAGGUGUUGUGUCUGCGGCACGAGCCGAGUUUAGAAAGCAGGGCAGCGUCGGGGUGAAUGAUUACCAGAGCAGAGCGGGGAGGGUCCGGCUGACCUUUGUGCAUCACCGAGAGUUUCUGCUCGGCACGCAGAUAACAGUCGCUGGCUGUGUUUUAGGAACACGUCUCUCAGGGAGGAGUGGAGAGGAAUGUGAGCAACGUGACAAAUUCUUCUCCCAGACCAACACAACGGGAUUUUAUGGCCUUGAUGUCUCGGGUCAAGGUCUUCUCGAGGCGCAGGACAACGCUGUUGGUCUCGCCUUAAUCUGCACGGAUAAACCCAGUCUUUGUCUCUAACGGCUCAUUUUAUCGUUGCUGGCGCUCGAGUGCAGAGGAAAGGUUUGGAGAGGUUGUUUGGCCUGUUUUUUUUUUACCGUUUCCAUUAAACUAUCUACAGAUCUGAGGAUUUCACCAGAAACGUACGAAGCAGGAAUCUUCAGAUUCAGCUUAACGCCACGAGGCUUUACAAUAAAUAUACACAAAGGAGGCUUUUGGGAGUUGGGAAAAUCACACAAACAAUGGCUAAAAAGCCCAUUUUCAUCCCAAAAAGCCCAAGAAAAUGGAAUUACAGAACCCGUCAGACCGACUUGUGGACCAGAAACUGAUUUUUAACCGGUGUGCGGUUGUUAAACGUAGGCGAAUAAUGAGUCACGCUCACCUUGUGUGGCUUAUCACUGUAUCAGACUUCAGCAGCCUGGCGAUGACACAUGCACAGAGCCAGCUCAGACGGCGGGGUUGACCAAUCAGAGAAGACCUUGCUGCUCCACCUUUGCCGUUUCAGAAGCAAACUGGUGAUUGCUGGUUGUGCAAGCGUUGGAUCAUAGUGAGUCACUCAUCUUGUGUUGAGUUGUGCUUAAACAAAACCUGAAAGGAAACAAGAAAAACUUUAGAUGUCGGCUCCAUUCUCACUUCUCAUCAGGCUCGUGUCAUAAGAAGAGAUUUCCUGUUGGUUAAGCUGCUUAAUCCUGAAUCCUAAAACAGGAGCAGAGAGCUGCAGCCUCACAGCCAUGAGCUCACAGGCUGCUUUUGGCAGCAGCUUGCUGUUCCAGAGCAUAAACGAUGACCUGAACGCCUCUCUGAGCGUCGCAGACGAGUUGUCCAAGGAGUUUAGCUCCAUGAUGAACGAAGCCUCCUCCAGCAGCAGCAGCAACACGGUGUCUCAGGCAAGCCAAAAUGUCUCCAAGAACAGGUCCGGCCCCUCCAGCCUCUCCAGCUCCACAUGGUCUUCUGGAAAUAACACCAAUGGCACCUCUGUCUCCGGCUCCAGAACCUCGUCCCAGAGCUCGAUGUAUUUCAGUCCCCUCGACUCGGGAAUGUCCAGCAGCAGAAAUGUUCCGUCCCCACCGGUAAAGUCCCCCAGCCCACACUCCUCCCCCAAACUCGGCAAGGCGCUCGCCUCACACCGCCGCUCAGGAUCCGACAGCUACAUGUUUACACCUCAGAGCCCCAAACAGUCACCCCUCUCCCCUCGACCCGGUUCCCCCUCUUUUUUUGAAAGGACCCCACAAGGCUCCAUCGCUUACCGGGACAGAGCAUCUCCUCCCACCCUAAUAUCUGGUCCUUUGGACCAGUCGUCCCGCCCUGCCUCACACAGCCUGCUGAAUCCAAACGACAACAGCCAGAUGGGCCUCAGGUCGCCUCGACAUGACAUAGGUCCAUCUCCUUUGACCUACAGAAGUCCGUCCCCUGUGCCUUACAGCUCAUCAUCGUUCAACUCGCUUCCUCGAAAUCUGUACAGUUCCGGACAAAGCGAUGACGGUAUGAAAAGGCAAAAAAGUCCCAGCAGGUGGAAUGAAAGUGAUCUGGACAUGCCCUACGAGGGGAAACCUCACCAUACUUAUGACAAGAAGGAGUGGAUGCGAACGGCGGCGCCAAACAGUGCCUGGCGAGAGUCCAACCUGGAUGGCCCUCCUCCAGCCUCCAGCCCAAAAAAGGAUCACCGGCUGAGUUCUCAGCAGGGAAACUUUAAUUCUCUGCCCCGUAAUGCUCGUAUAUCGGUCCCACCGGACGUUCAGCCACAAAGUCACUAUCGAGAAACGAAGAGCGCUCCUUACUACCAGCCCAGCUCCCGCAUUUCUGUUCCUCCGACGUUCUCCCAGUCCCGCCAGUAUACGAAAGUGCCUGUCUCGGCCAUCCUGCGCCUCCAGAACCCUCACUUUGGAGUGAUGAGUCCCCGCCUACCCCAGGUCUUAGAGAGAGAACGCAAUGCUGCAGCUUAUCGGCAGGGUAUGAAUUUCUCCAAGGAAUUCUUCCGCCAACGUGCUUUCAAGCUAGAGCAGCGGCCCGCUGAGCAGAGACAGCCGGCUGUUUACAGUGAUGCACUACAUUCAAGCGACGUGGAUGCAGAAAUCGAGCGUCUGGACAGCGUUCAACAUGAGAGUCCGACCACUCCGGGAGGUUCGCCGGAGGUGGAGCAGGACGUGGCGCCUCCUCCUCGGCCCCUGAGUCCCACCAGGCUGCAGCCAGUGGUGGCCCACGAGGCCCAGAGCGAUGAGAUCCCAGAUAUCGAGGAGGUUUUCCGCAUGAGGGCGGAAAUUCCCCGCCCUCUGAGAAGACGAAGUUCUGUGGAUACAUCACAGGUCCAAAACAUCGCCUCGCUUCAGCAGCCAAACCAGUACAAGAACCUCAUCGACAAGCUUUUCCGCAAGGACAAACGGCCAAAAGAGGAGCAAGGCAGCGACAACGGCAGCUCCUCAGAGGGGGAGGACGCACCUUUGUCUCCCGCCCCCGAACCCGUUCUUCAGAUCCGUGCAGAGAUUCCACAAGGUGCCAAAAAUUACAGUUCCAUCCUGCGCUCCAGUCGGAGUGCCAAGCGUUCUGGACGGCGAGCCCGGCUAAGUCCACUGGUGCUGCUGCUGGACGGAGCGCUGAUGGGAGAACUGGAAACGGUGAAGAAAGCCGUGCAGGAGAUGACCGACCCCAGCCAGUCGAAUGAUGAAGGCAUCACAGGACUACACAACGCCAUCUGUGGAGGUCAUUACGAAGUGGUGGACUUCCUGGUUCGUGCCGGAGCCAACGUCAGCGCUCCCGACAGCCACGGCUGGACUCCGCUGCACUGUGCCGCUUCCUGUAACGACCGCAUUCUGUGUGAGUUUUUGGUGAGAAAUGGUGCCGCCAUCAUGGCGAAGACGGAGAGCGAUGGCGCCACUCCCUUCCAGAAGUGUGACCCGUUUCUCGAUAACUUUGCUGAAUGCGAGGCUUACCUGCAGGGUGCGGAGGCAGCCAUGGGCGUGGAGAACAACGGGGUGUUGUACGCUCUGUGGAGCCACCAGGCCCAGGCGUCCGACGAGCUUACCUUCAAAGAUGGAGACAUGGUCACCAUCCUGCAGAAACCCGAGGGAUCUGACUGGUGGUACGCCUCGCUUCGUGGCAAAGAGGGAUUUGUCCCAAACAACUACUUUGGGCUUUUCCCGAAGGUUCGCCCAAAGUCUCUCUGCUGAGAGUUCCCUCGAUGAUCAGAGGAGGACGGUUACCUCGUCACCGCUUUGUGACACGUUGACGACUCUGGGCGCGCUGAGGAGAGCUGAAGGAGAAGCUUCGAGGUUAAACGUUCACGUUUGCCGUCUCCGUGGUGACUCUGCCGGGUCGUCUUGGCCGCCAUUCCGCUCAGCUGAGCUUCAGUCGCCCUUCUGGCCCACCUCCUGGUUACAGACUUGUUGGUGUUCCGUCCGCUCAUCAGCGAGGCCGGCGUGGAUGUUGGCAAACGUCUCUUUACUGCUGGAACAUCAGAGAGAAGAGCUGUUGAACUCGUUAGAUUUCACGAACACAUUCACGCGGGACUAAAACCCUGGCCACAGGAGGCUUCGCCCAGCGUUUCCCUGCAAUAAUUCACUUGUAUUUAAGUGGAUUUAGAUUCGCUUUUUAGGCUAAUAAAGCCGUUUUGAGUCGUACUUCUGUUCAGAAGCCCCCCGAACAGCCUCAGUUUAGAGAAAUGGAGUUCAUGUCCUUCAGGACUGAUGUGUUGCCACCUUCUCCUAAGCUCGAUCAGCACACUCGCCCAGGUACUUGAUGCAGUGGUGUUGGGUAACCAUGACGACCAUUUUAACGCGGCGUCGAUGGAGGUGCAGACACGCCGGCCAUGACCAACGGCACGAUUUGUCGUCUGUCUUUUGAAGACGAAGAAGGAAAAUCGGACUUGUGGACUGGAAUAUCAUUCAUCGGUGGCAACGUUUCGUCACCAUUUUCAUGAAAAUAGUUUUUCUCUGUGAAAUUUUAGAUAGAAAAGUGAUUUCAAACACGAAGCAUCAGCCGUUUUAUUAAGUAAUCAACAGACCUCCAUUCAGCUGGAGGGUUGAAUCCAGCAUCACCUUGGGUUUUCACUCAGACUAGCCGUUAGCUCAUCAGUCCUGAAGGCCACGGACUCCAGUAAGGUUUUACACAGAAACGCGUCUGUCUUUGUUCGGUUGUCUGUAAAGAUGUGGGAAAGGUCUGCGCUUUGGCGUUUUAUCUCAACAAAACUGCUUUUUCUGAAUGUUUGUAAAAUAAAAUAAACGGGAGUGCUUGUGCACGCUGUUCCUUA
Molecule: messenger RNA, 9774 nt
Organism: Nothobranchius furzeri (turquoise killifish)
Lineage: Eukaryota; Metazoa; Chordata; Actinopteri; Cyprinodontiformes; Nothobranchiidae
Gene: ppp1r13l
Product: protein phosphatase 1, regulatory subunit 13 like
Biological process (GO): regulation of transcription by RNA polymerase II; positive regulation of cell differentiation
Molecular function (GO): transcription factor binding
Source: RefSeq, a predicted model, not a curated record